AUGUCUGACGAUGAGGAGCGCGUCACCAUGCCUUUCAAGUUCGUGACUGGCUUCGAUGCCCGCUUUCCGAACCAGAACCAGACCAAGCACUGCUGGCAAAACUACGUUGACUACCACAAGUGCAUCCUUGCCAAGGGCGAGGACUUCAAGCCAUGCCGCCAGUUCUUCCUCGCCUACCGCUCACUUUGCCCGGCUUCUUGGACACAGAGAUGGGAUGAUCAGAGAGACGCCGGCACUUUCCCCACGAGAUUGGAUCAAUAG
Molecule: messenger RNA, 261 nt
Organism: Zasmidium cellare ATCC 36951
Lineage: Eukaryota; Fungi; Ascomycota; Dothideomycetes; Mycosphaerellales; Mycosphaerellaceae
Exons: 3
Coding region: 1-261 (86 amino acids)
Cellular component (GO): respiratory chain complex IV; mitochondrion
Source: RefSeq, a predicted model, not a curated record